AUGGCAGAGCUUAUAUCCACAAAAAUCGCCCAACAACCAAGCGAUAAGCCUGCUCUGCGCUUGAAGAUCCUGUUCAACCUCUACAAUCUGUUGGAGAAUCCAUACAGCCGUUUCUUUGUUUACAUGAAGGCCUUGAAUUUGGCAGUCAAUGGAAAGGUCACUGAAAAUAUUGUACCUUCUUUCAAAAAGAUGGAUAGUUUCUUGAGGGAAUGGAAUGUUGGGAUCAAGGACCAGAGAGAACUCUUUCUUACCAUCUCAAAUGUUUUGACGGAAAAUAAAAGCUCGGCAAAGGAUUCUUUCAAAUUUCUGACCAAGUAUCUGGCAACUUUUUCUGGUGAAGAUGCACAUACAAUGGGCGAAGCGAAGGAAGAAGCUGUACGCACUAUUAUUGAAUUUGUUAAGGCACCUGACAUGUUUCAGUGUUAUGCCUGGCAUGGAUCCAUUAAUAACCUUCCCAUUGGUAUUUGUCCUUACACUGAGGCUGGUGGCAUUACUUCUGAGCUUUUCCGUACGUCUUCAACUGAUUGA
Messenger RNA from Ilex paraguariensis (yerba mate), 528 nucleotides. The record is from the annotation of a GenBank genome assembly. Lineage: Eukaryota; Viridiplantae; Streptophyta; Magnoliopsida; Aquifoliales; Aquifoliaceae.